Molecule: messenger RNA, 1374 nt
Organism: Knipowitschia caucasica
Lineage: Eukaryota; Metazoa; Chordata; Actinopteri; Gobiiformes; Gobiidae
Source: the annotation of a GenBank genome assembly
AUGCAUCAAAGCAGCAGAACGCACAAUGACAACCGUAUACUAAUCACCCAGUACGGACUAAUCACCCUUUACGGACUAAUCACCCAGUACAGACUAAUCACCCAGUACGGACUAAUCACCCAGUACGGACUAAUCACCCAGUACAGACUAAUCACCCAGUACGGACUAAUCACCCAGUACGGACUAAUCACCCAGUACAGACUAAUCACCCAGUACGGACUAAUCACCCAGUACGGACUAAUCACCCAGUACAGACUAAUCACCCAGUACAGACUAAUCACCCAGUACGGACUAAUCACCCAGUACGGACUAAUCACCCUGUACGGACUAAUCACCCAGUACGGACUAAUCACCCAGUACAGACUAAUCACCCAGUACAGACUAAUCACCCAGUACAGACUAAUCACCCUGUUCGGACUAAUCACCCUGUACGGACUAAUCACCCUACUAAUCACCCAGUACGGACUAAUCACCCAGUACAGACUAAUCACCCAGUACGGACUAAUCACCCAGUACGGACUAAUCACCCAGUACAGACUAAUCACCCUGUUCGGACUAAUCACCCUGUACGGACUAAUCACCCUGUACAGACUAAUCACCCUGUACAGACUAAUCACCCAGUACAGACUAAUCACCCCGUACGGACUAAUCACCCAUUACAGACUAAUGACCCUGUACGGACUAAUCACCCUGUUCGGACUAAUCACCCAGUAUGGACUAAUCACCCAGUACAGACUAAUCACCCUGUACGGAAUAAUCACCCUGUAUGGACUAAUCACCCAGUAUGGACUAAUCACCCAGUAUGGACUAAUCACCCUGUACGGACUAAUCACCCUGUAUGGACUAAUCACCCUGUACGGACUAAUCACCCUGUAUGGACUAAUCACCCUGUAUGGACUAAUCACCCUGUACGGACUAAUCACCCUGUAUGGACUAAUCACCCUGAACGGACUAAUCACCCAGUAUGGACUAAUCACCCAGUAUGGACUAAUCACCCUGUACGGACUAAUCACCCUGUAUGGACUAAUCACCCUGUACGGACUAAUCACCCUGUAUGGACUAAUCACCCUGAACGGACUAAUCACCCUGCACAGACUAAUGACCCUGUACGGACUAAUCACCCUGCACAGACUAAUGACCCUGUCAGACUCGCAGCGAGGGCAGGGGAUCUACGACUCAAUUGGAGCCGGGGAACAACAAAAGCAGCAUGUGGAUGAAUAUAUUCUGUGUUUUUGGUGUUUGGAAAGGCCCCCCUCGUGGUCCACGCUCACAGGGAUCAGCAGCUGGGCCGUCUUUAAGUCACGUUGGAUGGAGAGGCACAGGGCUAUUGUCAGACGGGGAAAAGAUGGAACCACAAAAGCACUGGAGGGCUAG